AUCAAACCCGAUCCCGGCUCGGGUUAUUGGCCGAGACAAUUUGACACAACGGGUUGCUAGAGAAAUCAGAAUCAAAAAACAAAAUGCGAAGUUGCCACGAAAAGAGAGAUUCCUGGAGUUGUUCAGCCUUGGUGACUCCUCAAACUCCUGCGAAGACCCUUCUUCUGAGAUAGAUAUCAUCGGUUUUGCUUUGAAGAUAACGUUCAUUUGCUCGAAGCAAAGGAAGUCUUUUGCUUGUAGGUUCUACUUUUUGUGGAGUAAUUUGCAGAGAUACCCAUAUGGAUGCUUAUGGCGUUUCUCCUUCUUCUUCCUCCAUUUCUGAGAAAUACGAUGUCUUCCUCAGUUUUAGAGGUGAAGACACACGUAAUAAUUUUACCAGCCAUCUUUAUGCUGCUUUAAAACGAAAGAAGAUUAAGACUUAUAUUGAUGAAGAAAGCCUUGAGAGGGGAGACGAUAUCACACUUUCAAUUCCAGAAGCAAUUCAAAAGGCAAAGAUUUCAAUAAUCAUUUUUUCAAAAAGUUAUGCUUCUUCAUCAUGGUGCUUACGUGAGCUCGUGCAAAUACUUAAAUGCCGUAGAGAAAACAAACGGAUGGUAAUACCUAUUUUUUAUGAGGUAGAUCCAUCCCACAUAAGGAAACAAGAAGGAAGUUAUGAGAAGGCAUUUCUAGAGCACGAAGUCCGUUUUAAGAACAGAAUAGAAAUAGUGAAAGAGUGGAGAGCUGCUUUAACUGAAUCGGCUGAUUUAUCUAGUUGGGAUUCACAAGUCACUAGGCCCGACUCCGAAUUAGUUGACGAAGUUGUUGAAGAUGUUUUAAAAAAAUUAUGUAGUACUGUAUCGUCGAGUGCUAAUGUUGUGAAGGGCCUAAUUGGAAUGGAAAAACACUUUCAGCAAGUUGAAUUGCUAUUAAGCAUUGGGACACCAAAUGUCCGCAUAAUAGGCUUGUGGGGAAUGGGUGGCAUUGGGAAAACAACCAUUGCGAAUGCAGUAUUUGGUCGAUUCUUUUCUCACUUCGAAAGUUGUUGCUUCCUCAAAAAUGUUAGGGAAGAAUCAGAGAGAGUACAAGAGGGAUUAGAGAAAUUACGAAAGAAGCUCUUUGCUAAGUUAUUAGAGGAAGAAAAUGUCGAUUUGGAAACUCCAUCUUCGUUAGAUAUCAUUAAUAGAAGGCUCAAACGUACAAGGGUUCUUAUUGUUUUGGAUGAUGUAAGUAAAUCAGAGCAAAUAGAACACUUAGUCGGUGAUGGUAAUCGUCUCUUUGCGUCUGGAAGUAGAAUUCUAAUAACAACAAGAGAUCAAAAAGUUCUCAGGACUAAAGCUGAUGAGAUCGAAACAUAUGUCUAUCAGGUUGAGCAGUUGAAUUAUAAUGAAGCUCUUGAGCUUUUCAAUUUGACAGCUCUUAAUAAAGGAAAGCCGCCAACAUCGGAUUUUACGGGCCUAUCAGAACAGGCGGUGUAUUAUACUAGGGGCAAUCCCUUAGCUAUAAAAGCUUUGGGUUCUGACCUUCGUUCCCUUCGCGAACCAAACAGAGAAAAAUGGGAAAUGGCAUUGAAGAGAUUUAUAAAGUGCCCCCCUGCUGAUAUUAGGAAGGUGUUUAAAAUGAGUUAUGAUGAACUAGAGGAAAAUGAGAAAAAUAUCUUUCUUGAUAUUGCAUGUUUCUUCAAAGGGAUGCGUAGAGAUUUUGUAGAAAACGUACUGAAUGGUUGUGAAUUUUUUGCGAGUAUUGGGAUAGAUAUUCUCAUUGAUAAGUCUCUCAUAACUACUGAUCCUUGUGGUAAUGAGCUCCAAAUGCAUGACAGCUUAGUGCAAGAACAGGGUCGAGAGAUUGUUUGUCGAGAAUCUAAUAGACGUGGAGAGCGCAGUAGAUUAUGGAUUGCUCAAGACAUUUUUCACGUCCUAGAGAAUAAUGAUGGGACUGAAAAUAUUCAGGGAAUAUUCCUGGACUUAUUCGAAAUUGAGAUCGAGCUGCACUUGCAAUCUACCAGUUUUAGAAAGAUGCAUAAUUUGAGAUUGCUCAAAAUUCAUGACUCGUCUUACAUGAAGAAAGACAAAUUGCGCCUUCAAGAUCUCCAGUAUCUUCCUCAUUCACUUAGGUAUCUAGAGUGGCAUGGAUACCCCCUAAAAUCUCUACCACCAAAAUUUAAUCCGGUGAAUCUUGUUGAACUAAAGAUGCCCUAUAGCCAGCUUGAGCACCUUUGGGACGGAGUCCAGGACCUUAUCAAGUUAAGAGGUAUUGAUCUAAGUCACUCUAUUCACCUAACUCAAUCUCCAAAUCUCUCCGGCGCUCCAAAUCUUGAGAGAAUAAAUCUUGGGUCUUGCACCAGUUUGCAUGAAUUUCAUUUUCCGCAAAAUCUUAACGCACUUACUGAUCUCAAUCUGAGGUAUUGCAAUAAGCUUCGGAGUGUUCGAGACAGUACAAUAUUUGAUGCGACAUAUCUUACAACUCUUACUCUCAAUGGUUGUUUUAACCUCAACACUCUUCCAAUGUCUAUAACUAGGAGUCCGGUGUCUUUAGAUUCAAGUUCAUGUGGCAUAACAUCAUUGCCUUCAUCAAUUGAUUGUCUCGAUAAUCUUUCUAAAUUGUCUCUGGAUGACUCUACAAGACUCGCAAAUCUUUUAAGCUGUAUGAAUAAGUUGUUUGAUAUAUGAGCAAGUUUCCAACUUUUGGUGACCGGAUUUCAGUGGGCCUGUGGCCAAAGUAAGUUGAAGCAGAGUUUGGUGGUCAGCACAUCCCAAUAAUUCAGACAGAAUGGGAUAUUCCUGGAGAGUAAAGUUGCUUUCUGUUCCUUGACUUCUGUUUUAGUUUAUGUGCCUUAAUCCUACAAGGAUUAAGGAUUUCUUUCCUUUUUUUUUUCUUUUUUUUUUGAAAAAAAAAAAAAAAACUUGAAAUGAGCAGUUCUUAAUUAGCAGAAAAUGCGGGUCAGACGGUUAGGAAUGUAGUAUUUUCCAUACCAAUCCAAGGACACAAAGAGUGGUCUAGUUGUUAACAUAAUAUCUGGCAUAAUCAGGUCAUCAUUUGGAAUGUUGAAAUCCAAUUUAUCCCUUUUUUUUUUUUUUUUUCUAUUAAUGGUUUUCCAAUUGUGGUGUUUCUUUUGUUGAAUAUCCGAACCUGGUUUUCUUGUAAAUGCCAAUAAAAAAUCAAGUCAAGUGGAUCUGAACAAAUUUUUGGGUUAUUUACACUACUUGCC
Morus notabilis is the source of this 3184-nucleotide messenger RNA. Its product is annotated as disease resistance-like protein DSC1. Gene Ontology annotation, molecular function: ADP binding. Lineage: Eukaryota; Viridiplantae; Streptophyta; Magnoliopsida; Rosales; Moraceae. The record is from RefSeq and is a predicted model, not a curated record. Bases 279 to 2645 code for a protein of 788 amino acids. Gene Ontology annotation, biological process: defense response; signal transduction. The transcript is spliced from 6 exons.